AUGACCGCGCUGUCCAUGGACAUCAGCCCUGGUUCCUCGGGCGGCUACACAGGCAGCCUGGCGGAGUUGAGCCACCGCGACUUCCAGCAGCCGGCUUACUGCGUCUUGGAGCGUCAGGUCACCAUCAUGCGCAAGCCAAUUAGCGCGGAAAAGCGCGUAGCCGUGGGAUUGUACCGCCUCUGUUCCAGCGCCGAAGAUCGUACGAUUGCACACCUGUUUGGCAUCGGCCGAUCUACUGUGAACAUUGUGUACAGAGAGUUUUGCCGAGCAGUUGUGGACAUUCAUGAAGGCACCUGGGUGCGCAUGCCACGGAAGGAGGAAAUUGCCGAGCAGAUGCGCGAGUUUCACGCCGUAACUGGUUUCCCGCAGGCCAUGGGUGCACUAGACGGCUGCCACUUUCCCAUAUCUCCGCCCAAGAAAGAUGCAGUCGACUACUAUAACUACAAGGGAUGGUACAGCAUCAUACUGCUUGCAGUUGCCGACCACCGCUACCGCUUCUUGUACUUGAACGUGGGGAGCCCGGGUAGAUGCCACGACGCCCAUGUUUACGGACGGUCAAGAUUGAAGACAAUAGUGGAGAGUGAUCACUUCAACUCUCCGGUGUCAGUAAUUGAAGGAGUGCCUGUACUACCCAUCAUGCUCUGUGACCAAGCAUUUUCGCUGACACCGCAUUUAAUGAAACCAUAUGCAAAUGCCCCAAGUGGUUCUAAGCAAGCAAUCUUCAACUACAACCUGUCAAAGUCGAGGCGCAUUGUGGAAAACGCAUUCGGCCGAGUGAAAGCACGCUUCAGGUUCAUUCUGAAGAGAAUGGAAUGCAAACUGUCCAAUGCCAAACUGGCCAUUAGGGCAUCCUGCACUUUACACAACAUCUGCGAAUGCUUUCGAGAUCAUGUGGAUGAGCAGUGGAUACAGGAUGUGUACACCUUCAACGAAAUGUACAAGCAGCCCCUGCACAAUUCUGAUGCAUGCAUUGGCGAAGGCGAGGAUAUAAGGGCUGCGCUUGCAGAGUAUUUUUGGAAACGAGCCCAAUGA
Dermacentor silvarum is the source of this 1032-nucleotide messenger RNA. RefSeq lists its product as uncharacterized. NCBI's taxonomy places the organism in Eukaryota, Metazoa, Arthropoda, Arachnida, Ixodida, Ixodidae. The transcript has 3 exons. Bases 1 to 1032 code for a protein of 343 amino acids. The record is from RefSeq and is a predicted model, not a curated record.